Pantherophis guttatus is the source of this 5121-nucleotide messenger RNA. The record is from RefSeq and is a predicted model, not a curated record. Lineage: Eukaryota; Metazoa; Chordata; Lepidosauria; Squamata; Colubridae.
ACGAACAACGGAGCCCAGAAUGAAAUCCUUCGACGCCUGGAUUACUCACACCGUUCGCUCGCCCAGUUCCCCAAAAGUGCCUCUCUGUGCAUCGACCCAGAUUUCCAAUGUCCUGACUCGGUCUAAGAUGAAGGUAUGGAAGUUUGCAGCCAUAGGCACCAUGGUUUUCGGCUCCAUGCUCUCCAUUUUGGUUUGUAGAGACAUGCUCAGCCGGAGCCUCAAAUCCGCUGCCUUCCCUUUGUCGCUGUUCUCCAGAACUGACGCCACUGACGCCUCCUCCUCUCCUUCGUUGGCCGAGGGAUCCAGAAGAUUUCCGCGGGAGCUGGGACGCCGCAGGUCGCUGAUCUCCCAGUACAGCACUUUGUUUGAGAGCUACACGGAAGGGGAAAUCCACCAACUGAUCUCCACCCUGAUCGAGCGCUACAGCCAGUCCAUGAACUCGGGAGGACACGAGCUGCCUCUCUUUGCCAAAGCCGGAAACAGGAUGAAGCGCGCCAAGGCCCGCCACAAACCCUGCUCCCUCAAGGAGCUGGAAGUGACCAUCAGCGAGCUAGGCCUGGGCUACAAUUCGGAUGAGACGGUCCUCUUCCGCUACUGCAGUGGGACCUGCGACUCGGCCGUGCGGAACUACGACAUCUCCCUGAAACAUGUGCGGAGCAUGAGGAAGAUCCGGAAGGAGAAGGUGCGAGCUCGUCCGUGCUGCAGACCAUUGUCGUACGAUGACGAUGUCUCGUUCUUGGACACAGGGAACCGAUACUACACCGUAAACGAGGUGUCAGCCAAGGAAUGUGGCUGCGUGUGACCGGGAGGACGGAACGCCAAUGAGAAAGAAGAGAGUCUCCAUUCUCCCUUGGCUUCAUCCAUGGGGUACCAGCCAGGGUGCACCUCCAAGUAGGAAAGCCAAAGAGAGCAGACGAGAGAGGACCGGAUGUGGACAACCACUUGGAAGGUCUAGCUCAAGGAUGGUGAUGGAGGCACAGGGCCAAAGGACUCACGGCUGAAGAAACAGUAUCUUUGGCAGGAUACGCCGAGCAGCUGGCGAGCAGAGAUGGCUAUAUUUGGGACCUCCCCUAAUAACAUCCACCUUCUGACCAGAGGGGUGAUGAGGCACUGGACAGAAGGCCGUUCUUUUGAGUCUUGACCAACAUGCAUUCUUGGCUUCUCAGGAGUGACGUUGUGCGGUUGGGGAGAAAAAAUGAGGGCGCUUAACUCCUUCCCAGAUAUCCGUGCACGAGGAAGGGGUCUUGCCUGUGAUUUUCGACAGAUUAUGUCUGCUGACAUCUUGGAGCAACCGCUGAGAAUCUGCACGGGUGAAGCCUGGGAGGUCCUCCGUUAAGUGAUUCCAUUUGGGAACUGAAGCGGGGCCUCAAUUCCUGUCUGGCAGGCCAAGAGUUCGUUUCUUUAAAAAAAGACUUGCAGGAAAAGAGGCUGACAGGUUGUGGAAUUCUUCCCUUCUGUCGUCAGACAAGGAUUGUAAUGUUAUGUUAAUGUACAGGCUCCGUGAUCAACAGGACUGUGUAAAAAUAAUAUAUAUAUUAUAUAUAUAUAUAUAUGGAAUGUCGACCUAAGUCUAAAAUAUUGACAGAUAUGUACAAAAACCUCAUUCUUCAGUUGGCAUUUCAUCAACUUCUUAAUGGGGUCCGUUUCUAGCAGGUUCUGUACACACUGCAGAGCUGAAUUUAAGAGGCGAAGUUUGGUGCGUCGUUCAGACACAAGACACCUGUUGGGGAAUGGCAGAAGGCCCCGGGUUCAAUGAGGCCUGCUGGGAGGGAGAUACUCCUGCGAAACAUCCUGGAUUAGACGAGGCCAGUUGAGUGGGCUUAAUACAAGGCAGCUGUUCCCAAAAUCCCUAUGGCGCACAGAGAUCCUGAGGACCAGUAACUUACUUUGCUUUUAGGGGACAGGUUGUAGACUAAGAAGAACUGGAGUUUCAGCAUCCUGGAGGAUGAUUAGGGGAAGUCUGUUCACUGAUUGCCUUGCCUACCCUUGGGGUGGGAACACAAUCCUUCAGCCUGAAUAGCUCCAGGGAAUACGCUAAAUCUAAUCCACACAUUCCUAAUAUCUAAUCAGGUGUUUCUCAAUCUUGGGCCCUGGAAGAUAAGGGAACAUUUUGGCUGGCUGGGGAAUUCUGAGAAUUGAAGUCCAGGGGCCCAAGGUUGAGAAAUACUAGUUUAAUCCGUAUUUACAUCCUUGAAAUUUAAUCCCAUUCAUUCUACUCUCACCUUCGAGAGCCUCUGAGAAGUCCGAACUCUUUGCAAGCUGGCAGCCCUUCAGAGUUUUGAGGACCCUCUCAUGCCCCCCUCAACCUUCUUCCAUGCAAGCUCAAACUCCAUCCCCCACAUCUUCCUCUGAUCCUCACAAGACUUGGAUUCGAGACAAGUCCUCCCAACAUUUUAGUAGUUCCCGUUUAUCAACAUAAUGAGAUUCAGCAUCCUCAUUGCCAUCUCCUCUCCCACCUCUGUUCCCAUCUCCAGACCCCAAACUUCUCUUUGAGGCAGCAGGUGAGGAAGUCACACUAAUAUUUCUCACCUUGGACACCAUCAGGAGCGGCCAAAGAAAUAGAGGAGAGGAAGGAAAGGAAUGUAGGGAAGUCUUAUUUAACCCAAUCCUAAUCCCUAUCCAUAUUGUCCUCUCCUCCCUUCCCCUGUCUCCAUAGUGCAGGCAUGGCAGCCAUCUUGACUUUUUUGACUGCCCCCUUUCACAAAUAAGGAUGAAUGAAGCCUCUCCCCUGGGGGGGGGGAUGGGCAAGACGGUGGGGGCACAAAAGAGGGACUCUCAGAUUUAGGUCCUGCUAGGGGCAAGGAAGGAAGAGUCCCUGGGGUCUCCAGCUAUGUCUGUGAUUUUCCACCACAGAGGUGAUGCCCUUCUGAACAUUUGGAGGAACCCAGAACCCAUGUUGCUAAGACACACCUCCCUUCCCCUUCCUGGGGGUUUCUAAUCUGUUUCUUGGGCAAUCAGGGAUGGCAAUGCCAGUCAUCUUCACCACUCUGGCAGUUUGUGAGCUGGUUCCACCAGCUGUGGACCUCAGAGCGUUUGUGUCCGGAAGUCCAUGAGAACUAGCUGCUUGAAAUAGAUUGGGACCAAUUUGCCCCGGUGCUGCCCGCCUGGAUCCCUCGCCUGGAUUCCUCCAGCAGAAGGGAUCAACCCAGCCAGCCCUGAGGCUUCCCCUUUGAAACCCUGCCAGUUGUCUCUCUCCCUCUCCCUCUCCCUCUGGAGGCUUCCUUACCUUUGGACGUUAGUCUGCCGAACCCAUCCUCCUCAGCCAGGGGAGUGUAGUCCAUGCCCACCUGGGACAUGCCAAGCCAGGGUUGAUGGGCAGCUGCUGGCACAAACUGGUUUCUUUCCCCUCCAAACGGGAAUCCUGCCAAGCCCUCAGGGAACUCGCAGUCCUGGAAGGUUGGUUGCUAUGGCCCAACUUUUCUGUGCCCAUCCAGCUGACCUCCCUCCCUCCCUUUGGCAGGGCCCCAUUCCUAACGCUCCUCCUUGGCAGCCCCACCCCAGAGCCCCUCGCCCCACCUCCUCGGACUCAAGCCCUUCUUUGAACUUCCCCCCCUCCCCCGUCCUCUGCUCAUCCUCCCCAGAGAGAGGAGGGGAGUAAAAAAAUCCCCAUCCCCAAUUUCAUUUUGAUCACCUUGGGACUGACCAGAGCUCUCCGCCCCCCAGGCUAGCCGGCCUUGUUGCCUGUGAAGGGACCCUCCACCCCAGACUUUGAGGGCUCUUCCCCUCCCCCUUAGCUACCUCCUUCGUCUUCUCGGCACUUCCUCUCCCCACCUGUCCAGAGAUUUUCCUGGGGUGCAACAACAUUCUCCAAUGAAAGCUCCUUCCACCGUCAGUGGUUUCCAUUUAGCCCUCUAGCCCCCCUCCUCUCGUUGACCCCCUUUCUGGGUUCCUGGGGACCGUGGCAUGAAGCAGAGGCAGAAGAAGGCGGGAAGCGAGUGUCAGCAAUGAUCCUUCCCUGUGCUUGCCCCUUUUUCCCGUUUGACCCACAAGAGCGGCCAUAGGGACGGAGCUUGGGAAGAGCCCCAGGAUGAGUCUUCCAACUCCUAUGGGGUGUAGGGAUCUGUUUGACACCCCCCCCCCCCAGGAAAAGGAGGGAGGCAUCCUGAGCAGUCAGAGGGCGGCUGCUCCCCUUCACCCCAUAAUUGGGCUCCCCUUGGAAGAAUCUAUGGGGCAGGUAUGGACAGGAAUGAAUGGAAGCGGCCAGAGCAGCUUCACCCCAGCAAAUUCUCUCUGGGGAAUUUUGUUCCCCAGCGACCUCCUUUCCCGUCCCAGCUCUUCUAUGGGUAGUCCUCGGCUUAUAACCAAAACGGGGCCCAGAAUUUCUGUUCCUAAGCAAGGCAGUUAACUAAGUUGCACCUCGUUUUACGACUGUUUCUGCAACGGCCAUUAAGCAAAUCACAGGAGCGCUUACCAACCACACCUAAAUUCUAUUAAAGGAACCAAAAUAUCUUUGCGAUCUCCAAGGAAUGCCCAAACUUUUGAGCACGCUUAAAGUUUGGAAAUUGAAGACUGAAAAAUGUGACAUGGCUGAAAACAGGUUGGGAGCUGGCUGGCAAUGAUAUUACCUGGGAUACUACAACCGUCAUAAGUACAUGCCAGUUGCCAAGCCACCUAAAUUUUGAUCAUGUGACCACAGAGAUGCUGGAAUAGUUGUAAGUCACUUUUUGAGUGCCAUUGUAACUUUGAACGGUUGCUAAACGGACGACUGUAAGUCAAGGACUCCCUAUAAGGGAGAUGUUUUCCCAGCUGGAAGCCCCUGGCAUCUCUGGCUGGUGGGGCCCCGGGCCCCUUCUGCCUAUGUUAAACUUUUCCCCGCCUUGCAAAAUUGACAGCUGUCCCUUAGUUUUAUUCCACCAAUCCGGAGCUCUCGUUUCAUCCAUGGGCUGUCCUAAACUUUCUCAUCGAAUUCGGCUUAAGAAGUUGAUGCGAUAAUCUCUGUAUUUUAUUAUAGAUGAACUCUAUUUAUUCAAUGUUUAACUUAUGAUAUAUUUAUUUAGCUAUCAUCCAAAGUGCAUUUGAAGCUUUCUGGGGACUGUUCUAUCUUAAUUUCCGGCUUUUCCUUGUGUUUUUCUUGUUUUGUUGUUUUGUUUUAAUUUAUUGCACAAAAAUGGUACCAAAGUU